Messenger RNA from Peronospora matthiolae, 297 nucleotides. Lineage: Eukaryota; Oomycota; Peronosporomycetes; Peronosporales; Peronosporaceae. The record is from the annotation of a GenBank genome assembly.
AUGCUGCGCGCGACAAGGAAACGUGAGACGUCCGAACGAAAGUUGCCAAAUCCAGCUACGGACUUCCAGCUGGAGCAGCGCCCCCUCGCUUUCGUGAGACACUUUCACUGCUGUGCCCAGAAAGCGGCGGAGAGCCGUGCGAGGUUUCCAGGGCGCAAAGAAGAUGGAGUGGGCCAUUUGCAGUCUUGCGGGGACAAGUUAAACGACGGGCAACAACGAACUCGCAGGGAGAGCAAGCGGCCGGUGGCGUCAGUGGACAGAAGCGUUCGGCAGCAGUACUCGUUUGUCGCGCGGUAG